Molecule: messenger RNA, 1560 nt
Organism: Dothidotthia symphoricarpi CBS 119687
Lineage: Eukaryota; Fungi; Ascomycota; Dothideomycetes; Pleosporales; Dothidotthiaceae
Product: GA14-synthase
Exons: 4
Coding region: 1-1560 (519 amino acids)
Molecular function (GO): oxidoreductase activity, acting on paired donors, with incorporation or reduction of molecular oxygen; heme binding; iron ion binding
Source: RefSeq, a predicted model, not a curated record
AUGUUUUUCAACAUUAGUUAUGCUGAUAGUACAUGCAAUGACUCACAACCUCCUCAAACAUCUCUUUUCUCCACUAUAUUAGCCACCUGCCUCAUUAUCAUCGUCUACCUUGUCCUAUACAUUGAGCCGCCGAACCUCGACCUUGUGAACGGAAAAGGCGCAUUUGAACUUACGGAUGUUCGCGUGAAAAAGGACUUUGUUCGAAAUGCAUACAAAAUCAUCACCGACAGAUUGAAUAGCGUCCCCGGCAAGCCGUUCCGAGUGAUAGCAGAUAUUGGCGAAGUUACAAUCCUGCCUCCCGAGUACGCACACGAGAUACGUAACGAUGUGAACUUUAGCUUCACGAAAGCCGCCUUCCAGUGGUUCUAUUCCCACCUUCCCGGUAUGGAGGGAUUUCGAGCGGGAACAAACGAAUCGCACAUCAUGAAAUUGGUAGCACGACAUCAGUUGACUCACCAACUGAUGCGUGUGACCAAAGCUGUAUCUGAUGAAUGUGUCGCAGCGCUGCAAGACAUCUAUACAGAACACGAGGACUGGCACGAGCUUGUCAUGCGAGAAGCAAACCUCCAAGUGAUGGCCCGCGUGACUUCCCGAAUUUUUCUCGGUGAAGAGCUCUGCCGCGACCCUGCUUGGCUUCGGAUCACAUCAACUUACUCUGUCGUUGCAUUUCGGGCAGUCGAAGAGCUUAGGCUUUGGCCUUCGUGGCUUCGUCCCGUGGUACAGUGGUUCCUCCCACACUGUACUGCCGCACGUGCUUUGGUUCAAGAAGCCCGCAAUGUCAUUGAUCCAGUACUCGUCAAGCGACGAAUAGAGAAGGCUGAUGCUAUUGCAAGAGGAGAGAAUGCAGAGUUCAACGAUGCGAUUAGCUGGUUGGAAGAUCUAGCGCAGGAGAAGUCAAUCGAGUACGACCCAGCUUGUGCACAGCUAUCGCUCUCGACUGCCGCACUGCACAGCUCCACCGACUUCUUCACCCAAGUCACACUUGACAUUGCGAAGGACUCCGCUCUCAUCGAAGCCCUUCGUACAGAGAUUGUCUCUGUGCUUGGGAAAGAGACCUGGAACAAGAGUUCCCUGUACAAUCUCAAGUUGAUGGACAGCGUGCUCAAAGAAAGUCAACGUUUGAAGCCCAUUGCUGUUGCAAGCAUGCGUCGCUACACGGAGAAGGACGUCACUCUCUCUGAUGGCGUCAAAAUCCCUAAGAAUAGCCUAACCCUGGUUUCAGCUCAUCGCCACUGGGACGCUAGUCAUUACGAGAAUCCGAACGUAUUCGAUGGGUAUCGAUUCUUACGAAUGCGGCAGAAACCCGGACUCGAGAACAAAGCUCAGCUCGUCAGUGUAACCCCAGACCACAUGGGAUUUGGAUAUGGGCUACACGCGUGUCCGGGGCGUUUCUUCGCAUCUGAGGAGAUCAAGAUCGCGCUAGCGCAUAUGUUGAUGAAUUAUGACCUCAAGAUUGUGGAAGGCUGUGACUUAGAGCCUAGGCGAUUUGGAUUCAGCCUGCUAUCGAACCCGACCGCAAAGCUCGCUGUAAGAAAACGUAAGGAAGGCCUGGUGCUUUAG